This is a messenger RNA of Trematosphaeria pertusa, 1095 nucleotides long. RefSeq names its product Undecaprenyl diphosphate synthase. Lineage: Eukaryota; Fungi; Ascomycota; Dothideomycetes; Pleosporales; Trematosphaeriaceae. The record is from RefSeq and is a predicted model, not a curated record. Gene Ontology annotation, molecular function: ditrans,polycis-polyprenyl diphosphate synthase [(2E,6E)-farnesyl diphosphate specific] activity. Bases 1 to 1095 code for a protein of 364 amino acids. The transcript is spliced from 3 exons. Gene Ontology annotation, cellular component: membrane; lipid droplet; dehydrodolichyl diphosphate synthase complex.
AUGUCUCUGCAUACUUCAGGCAUUUCUAGAUGGCUCGCAGCCUCUCCCCCAGUCGCAUGGACCGUCCGCCAGCUACGAGAGCUCCUCAUUGGCGCCCUUAGACAGGGCCCGAUCCCGCAGCAUGUCGCAUUUGUUAUGGACGGAAACAGGCGCUUUGCGCGCGAGCACCAUAUCGAGACCGUAGAGGGACAUAAUAUGGGGUUCGAAGCGCUAGCACGAAUUCUCGAGGUUUGCUACAAGACCGGAGUAAAAGUUGUUACAAUCUAUGCCUUCAGCAUCGAGAACUUCAAGCGCUCAAAACACGAGGUGGACGCCCUGAUGGCCAUGGCGAAGCUCAAGUUGGGACAGUUGUCGGAGCAUGGAGCUCUCCUCGAUCGUUAUGGCGCCUCUAUCCGGAUUCUGGGUCAGCGCAACUUCGUCAAACCCGACGUCUUGGAGGCCAUCGACAAAGCCGUUGCCAUGACGGCACACAACAAGAGAGCCAUCCUCAAUGUCUGCUUUCCCUACACCUCACGAGACGAGAUCACGUCUGCGGUCAAAUCAACGGUGGAGCAGUUCAGCACUCCGAUAGAGAACAUCCAAACGCCCUCGAAACGUACCUUCUCCGCGUCACACAUAACCCAGCACAUCCGGAAGAAAAUGCUGGGAGAGGACAACGGGGAUGUAUCCGAGCAGCCAGACUCGCGGUCAACGUCCCCUGCAUCAUCGAAAGAAGGCAAAUCGGCUGAGGAUAACCAUUCCUCGUCGACAUCGACAGCGAUCAAUCCGCCAGAAAAGGAAGAGUCCCGAGGGCCAACGCCGGCCUAUCCAGAUGCGGAAAGCAUCACAGCUGAGACGCUGACCGACCACAUGUUGACGGCCGGGGCACCGCCUUUGGAUUUGCUGGUUCGGACUUCGGGAGUUGAGAGACUCAGCGACUUCAUGCUGUGGCAAUGCCAUGAAAACACCUCGAUCGUCUUUCUCAAGUGCCUCUGGCCCGAAUUCGAUCUGUGGCACUUCCUUCCGGUGUUGGUCGAAUGGCAGUGGCAGCAGAAGAAACUCCAGGAACAGCUACGAGGCCGGGGUCGGUCCAAGGCGGAUGGAAGUAGGAUUUGA